GGAAAAGAAGAAGGGAGGAGGCGGCAGCAGCAGCCGGGGCAGCGCUCGGUGUCGCCGAGCGCCCAUGCACGGCAGGCCGCGGCCGCGGCUCUGGCAGGCCCGGCGGGAGGCCCGGCCAUGCACUGCCAGGCGCAGGCCCGGGCCAAGGCAAGCAGGAGGCGCUACAAGACCUUUAUGAUCGACGAGAUCCUCUCCAAGGAGACCUGCGAUUACUUCGAGAAACUUUCCCUCUACUCCGUCUGUCCGUCCCUCCUGGUCAGGCCAAAGCCGCUGCACUCCUGUGCCGGUUCCCCUUCUCUGAGGACGUAUCCUCUCAUCUCCGUCAUCACCAGGCAGCCCUCCGUGGUCCCUCACCUGGUCCCGGCUGCCAGCGGCUCGCGCGUGCUGCCGGCGCAGCCCUGCUCGGGCGGCGGCAGCUCGGAGCCCGCAGCCGGCGAGACCCACGGCAGCAGCGAGUCGGAGGCCGAGCAGCCGGCGCCUCGCCUCAAGAAGCCGCGCCGCAGCAGGACCAUCUUCACCGAGCUCCAGCUGAUGGGCUUGGAGAAGAAGUUCCAGAAGCAGAAGUAUCUCUCCACCCCUGACAGGCUCGACCUAGCCCAGUCAUUGGGGCUGACUCAGCUGCAGGUGAAGACGUGGUACCAGAACCGUCGGAUGAAGUGGAAGAAAAUGGUGCUGAAGGGUGGCCAGGAAGCUCCAACGAAGCCCAAAGGCCGUCCAAAGAAAAACUCCAUUCCCACCUUGGAGGAAAUCGAAGCAGAAGAGAAAAUGAACAGCGAGGCUCAGAGUCAGGAGCUGGAGGGAUCUCAAACUCCUGAGGAACCUAAAGUGACAGAGGAGAAGCCAGAAGUCCCUUUGGAGACAGAGAAGUCUCCAGAACAUAUAGCAGAGCCCUGUCCAGAGGAAACUACGCCACUGAGUUAAAAGGGAAAGGAAGGAGGGGGAAAAGAAAAGCAAAAAGCAAAGAUAAAAACCAAAACCAAAUCUAUAUAUGUGUAUAUAUAUAUAUUUAAAUAUGUAUGUAAUGGUGGCUUUGUACAUAUAUAUAUAAAUAUAUAUAUAUAUAUAUGUAGAGCUUGUGUAGAAGUCUAAAGAUGGUCACAUUGUGCCUUUGGGAAUCAGCCAUCAUGGGCCGUGGUGGAGCAAAGAGGUGUGAGUGGUGAUGAGCUGUCCCUCCUAGGGUGUGUCUGAGCUUCCUGCAGGUAGUGACAGACACCUGGGUCUGUCUCCAGAGAAAAGCCAAUGUCUAGAAAGCCAAGAGAGCUCCUGGCAAAGAAAGGAGUCGUCCAGGGCUCCUUUCGUGCUAUGGGAAGCAGAUGGGACUGCUGGCAGGUUCAGUGUGCGUGCUUGAAUUGAUGCUUUGAGUGGCUACUCACAGAUGAGGGACAGCUGGCACCUGGGGAGCUCUGAAAGCACAAAAUCAUCCUCUAACCAGCACUAAUUUCUGUUAGGGAUGGGCCCAGCUGAAACAAUCUUAGGAAGGGGUUGG
Molecule: messenger RNA, 1486 nt
Organism: Dryobates pubescens (Downy woodpecker)
Lineage: Eukaryota; Metazoa; Chordata; Aves; Piciformes; Picidae
Gene: BARX2
Product: BARX homeobox 2
Exons: 4
Coding region: 118-921 (267 amino acids)
Biological process (GO): regulation of transcription by RNA polymerase II
Cellular component (GO): nucleus
Molecular function (GO): DNA-binding transcription factor activity, RNA polymerase II-specific; RNA polymerase II transcription regulatory region sequence-specific DNA binding
Source: RefSeq, a predicted model, not a curated record